Callithrix jacchus (white-tufted-ear marmoset) is the source of this 2081-nucleotide messenger RNA. Its product is annotated as liver carboxylesterase 1. Lineage: Eukaryota; Metazoa; Chordata; Mammalia; Primates; Cebidae. The record is from RefSeq and is a predicted model, not a curated record.
CGUGGCGUGGAGGUCCCAAUAGAAGCCCAGGGAGAUCUGGGGAAAAGGAGGGCGUUUCUGAUAUCUGACGAUGAGGCAAUGUGCAGCACAGGGCAGGGCUGGGCUCUGGGGCUGAACAGCACAGUCCCUCUGAGUUGCACGGAGACCUCGCAGGCCCCGGGAGCUGUCGCCCUUCCAGGAUGUGGCUCUGUGCUCUUGUCCUGGCCACCCUCGCCGGUUCCACGACUUGGGCAGGGCACCCAUCUUCGCCGCCUGUGGUGGACACCGUGCAUGGUAAAGUCCUGGGGAAGUUCAUCAGCUUACGAGGAUUUGCACAGCCUGUGGCCGUUUUCCUGGGAAUCCCUUUUGCCAAGCCCCCUCUUGGACCCCUGAGGUUUUCUCCACCACAACCUCCAGAGCCGUGGAGCUUCGUGAAGAAUGCCACCUCUUACCCUCCUAUGUGCUCCCAAGAUGCCGUGGCGGGGCAGGUGCUCUUCGAGCUCUUUACCAACCAUAAGGAGAACAUACCUCUCAAGUUUUCUGAAGACUGUCUUUACCUCAAUAUUUACACUCCUGCUGACUUGGCCAAGAAAAGCAGGCUGCCGGUGAUGGUGUGGAUCCACGGAGGGGGGCUGUUGCUGGGCGGGGCAUCAACCUAUGAUGGGCUGGCCCUCGCUGCCCAUGAAAACGUGGUGGUGGUGACGAUUCAGUACCGUCUUGGCAUCUGGGGAUUCUUCAGCACAGGGGAUGAACACAGCAGGGGGAACUGGGGUCACCUGGACCAGCUGGCCGCCCUGCACUGGGUCCAGGACAACAUUGCCAGCUUCGGUGGGAACCCAGGCUCUGUGACUAUCUUUGGAGAGUCAGCGGGAGCAGAAAGUGUCUCUGUUCUUGUUUUCUCUCCAUUGGCCAAGAACCUCUUCCACCGGGCUAUUUCUGAGAGUGGUGUGGCCCUCACUGAUGUUCUGGUGGAGAAAGGCGACAUCAAGCCCCUGGCUGAGAAAAUUGCUACCACUGCUGGGUGUAAAACCACCACCUCAGCUGUCAUGGUUCACUGCCUGCGACAGAAGUCGGAAGAGGAGCUCUUGGACACGACAUUGAAAAUGAAAUUCUUAUCUGUGGACUUACUUGGAGAUCCCAGAGAGAGUCACACGUUGUUGCCCACGGUGAUUGACGGGGUUGUGCUGCCGAAAACACCUGAGGAGCUGCAAGCUGAAAGGAAAUUCCAUCCUGUUCCCUACAUGAUCGGAAUCAACAAGCAGGAGUUUGGUUGGAUUCUUCCAAUGUUGAUGGGCUUUCCACUCUCCGAAGGGAAACUGGACCAGAAGACAGCCAUGUCACUCUUGUGGAACUCGUAUCCCAGUGUUAAAAUUCCUAAGGAACUCAUUCCAGAAGCCAUGGAGAAGUACUUAGGAGGAACAGAUGACCCUGUCAAAAAGAAAGACCUGGUCCUGGACUUGGUGGGGGAUGUGAUGUUGGGUGUCCCGUCUGUGAUUGUGGCCCGGAACCACAGAGAUGCUGGAGCACCCACUUACAUGUAUGAGUUUCAAUAUCGUCCAAGCUUCUCAUCAGACCUGAAACCCAAGACGGUGAUAGGAGACCAUGGGGACGAGAUCUUCUCCGUCUUUGGGGCCCCAUUUUUAAAAGAGGGUGGCUCAGAAGAGGAGAUCAGACUUAGCAAGAUGGUGAUGAAAUUCUGGGCCAACUUUGCUCGCAAUGGAAACCCUAAUGGGGAAGGGCUGCCCCACUGGCCAGAGUACGACCAGAAGGAAGGCUACCUACAGAUUGGUGCCAAGACCCAAGCAGCCCAGAAGCUGAAGGACAAGGAAGUGGCUUUCUGGACUAACCUCUUUGGCAAGAAGGCAGUUGAGAAGCCACCCCAGACAGAACACAUUGAGCUGUGAAUGGAAUGUCCAGCCAGCCUCAGGCGCCUGGAGGAGCCAAGAAUGGGGUCUUUUGCAAAAGAGAUUGCAGGUUAAUAAGGCAUCUUAUUGUGGCUGGGGAAUUGUCUGGUGGUGAGGGGCAGGGGCAGAGGCCAUGAAGAAGCAAGUUUCGUAUUUGUGACCUCAGCUUUGGGAAUAAAGGAUCUUUUGGAGGCCAAA